AUAAGAGAAAAGAUGAGUUCACAUAUUUCAUAUUUUUGUAGAAUCUCAUAAAAACAUGUAUUUCCCAGAAUUCACGUGCGCAGCUCGGGUAGCGCAAAGAGCCUGUCCGAUUCAUGGCGCGAAAUAAUAGGGAUUUUAAAUGCAUGGUCGUAACCGUGCAAAUGACUACACAUUCAUAUUCAACACGUUGAAGUCAUAUUUACCAUCCACGCCAAAUUCACCUUCGAAUAAAAUAGAAAAAAAAUUUUAAUUGAUUCAUUAUUAAUUAUAACACGUCGCUACAUAACGCAUGCGCAUUAAAUGUAAAAUGUUAGAAUUGUUUGGCGUUCCAAAGACCGCGAACACGACUCUCGUCUAAUACCUGUAUUGACCUUUGAGAAAAUUGUUUUAUUUGUGUAUGAAAUCAUCAGUAAUACACCAAACCAAUUCCAAAGAAUACAUGUGUAUGAAGAAUUAUAAUGAAAACUCUAAAAAUGGAUAUGGACAGUAUAAAUUAUUCAGAGUCUCCCGAUGCCAUUGAUGAUCACGAGAUCUCCCCAAAACGUCAAAAAAUUGAAACAUCGAAUUCUACAGCGAAAAUUGAGGAAUGCAAACAUCUGAAGGCACUACUGGAGAUCCUUCGUGCCAGAUUGUCACAGACUGAAGCCAGUGCCACACAUUUUCACAAAUUACGAAGAGAAGUUGAUGAAAUUUUCCUCAGGGAGAAGAACGAGCUUCAGGAGCAAGUGCAAGCUGCAGAAGAGAGAAUAGAGCAGUUGCAGAAUCAUUUAGAGACAGCGGUGAAAAAUAAUCAUGAAUUGCAUGAGGCCCUGGUGGCUACGGAAGCACACAUGCUCGAGAUGAAAACUGAAAUGGAGCGGAGAAUCGUAGCCUUAUCCAUCGAUAAUUAUACACUGAGAACUACUGCGAUUACUCCUAACACUAGUACUGAAGGACUAGUGUUAGGAGACACUAGCGACAAGGAUGCUCUCCAAGCGAAGUUUGAGACAGCAGAGAAAAGGAUACUUCUGUUGGAACAACAGCUGGAGAAUAAUCUAGCAGCUCAAAGGGAAUUUCAGCAGCAAACGAUUGAGUUGGAGCAAACCAAGAUGAUAAUUGAGGCGCUGGACGCUGCAAACGGACAGAGAUCCAAACUCAGAAGUUUCUCCAAGUCUCAGAACGAAUCGAAUGCCCAGGACACUCAAGUACAACAGUCCAAAGCCAAAGAUCACACGUUGAAUACAAAAAAAUCCAAGAAUGAGAUAGUAAAAUCACCUGCUGAGGCUCAACGCGUGGAAGACUCUGGGAGGAAUUUGAGGUCUUCCACGAAGAGAAGUGGACAUUUGAGAAAAGAGUUGUCAACUUCCAUGAUCAUGAAGAACAGUGAAGCCACAUCAGAUAGUCAAGCGAAGUUAGAAGUUUUACAGCCGGAAAACUCGUUUUUGUCAGGAACAGAAAAAAUUUCUAUGAAAGAAGAAAAACUGACGUUCCAAGUGGAUGAUUAUAUUCCUGGAGAAUUCCAGGUGAUCUUAUUUGGCGACGAUUCUCCUAACCUAAACCUCUGUAAAGACUUUCAGUGGAUUUUUCCAAAUGAUGAAAACUUCACAAAUUCAGAACAGAGGACUUCUCAAGUUGAUCUCGUUCGAACAAUUUCAGAGCGAGAGGAAGACUCAGAAAUUCAAGCGAACGAUUCUGCCCUCAAAGAGUGUCACCUAGUUCUUGGUAAAAGUAACUCACGAGAUCCCGGUGCCCGCAACAAUCAGGGAGAUCAAGCGAGUAAUAUUGACCAGAUGAUUGAAUCGGAUCAGGAGUUAUCAGUUAUUGAGGGAACAGCUUUAAAGAAAGAAGAGGAGAAAAUUUCUCUUCAAGAUGACGAUUGUGUGCCUCAUGAGCCCCAAGGAAUUUCAAUCGAGAAUGAGACCGCGAAUGGAGGUGCUGAGAAUGGCUCUUCUUCAGAUGAUGAGUCUGAGAACUCUGAUUACGAGCCAGAGGAUAACAUGAAGUUUAACGGAAAAUUUUCCAAUUUAAAACUCAAGGUUGGCACGUAUUUCAUUUUAGUUUCCAGUGCAAAAUUUUUCCAGAUAAACUGGAGUAAUGAAUACAAACAACUUGGGCCUUGUCAAUGGUACUGUAAAACAUGUGGUCAUAUGGAACCAAGAAAGUUUCUUGUGGAGGAACAUGUUUGGGGGAUCCACUAUGGAGAGACAUUCAAGUGUCCUCAUUGUCCAUUUCAUUAUAAAAAUAAUCAUUUUAAAAGCAGGGCAUGUGUAAGGAGUCAUAUGAAAACAAAACAUAUUUAACUGAUCCCGCUUCAGCUAAACUCGAGACCUUAUCACACAAAUCCGAACAGUAAAUAUUCAACUGUUGUGAUAAUUACAGCUCAUGAAUGCUUGAGACAAAUUUAUAACUCAAAACUCGUUACUUGCUUUAUUUUUACGAUGUGACAAUAAAUAGUUCAUGAACAUGAGUGAUUAACUUCAA
Messenger RNA from Fopius arisanus, 2460 nucleotides. RefSeq names its product myosin heavy chain, embryonic smooth muscle isoform-like. NCBI's taxonomy places the organism in Eukaryota, Metazoa, Arthropoda, Insecta, Hymenoptera, Braconidae. The transcript is spliced from 2 exons. Bases 459 to 2279 code for a protein of 606 amino acids. The record is from RefSeq and is a predicted model, not a curated record.